This is a messenger RNA of Branchiostoma belcheri (Belcher's lancelet), 4505 nucleotides long. Its product is annotated as lysosomal alpha-mannosidase-like. The record is from RefSeq and is a predicted model, not a curated record. Gene Ontology annotation, biological process: mannose metabolic process. NCBI's taxonomy places the organism in Eukaryota, Metazoa, Chordata, Leptocardii, Amphioxiformes, Branchiostomatidae. Gene Ontology annotation, cellular component: lysosome. The transcript has 26 exons. Gene Ontology annotation, molecular function: carbohydrate binding; alpha-mannosidase activity. Bases 21 to 3128 code for a protein of 1035 amino acids.
ACAAAUCAUGCUGUAGUCACAUGCUUGGUGUACAAGUUAGUUGUGACCGAUUUGACCGAAAAAAAACUUGGAAUUUGUACUUUGAUCGUGUCCACAUGGAUCGAUCAUCGUGUUUAUUGUUGUUCCUGACCAUUGGAAUCACGUGUGUGGCUGCACAGACGUGUGGAUAUAAGAAAUGUAACUCCCUGCCGAUCAAACCUGGUAUGAUAAAUGUACACCUGGUGCCACACACACAUGACGACGUCGGCUGGCUCAAGACAGUGGACCAAUAUUACUAUGGAGCAAACACCACCAUCCAGAGGGCAGGUGUUCAGUACAUCCUGGAUGGAGUCAUUCCCCAGCUGGAGGCUAACCCCAGGAGGAGGUUUAUCUAUGUGGAGAUGGCCUUCUUCAAACGCUGGUGGGACGAACAGGAUGAAGACAUGCACGGAAGGGUCAAGAAGCUUGUGGACGAAGGCCGAUUAGAAUUCAUCAAUGGAGGCUGGUGUAUGAAUGACGAGGCGAGCACACAUUACAACGCAAUCAUCGACCAGAUGACACUCGGGCUGCAGUUCUUAAACACGACGUUUGGCGAGUGCGGGCGACCUCUCGUGGCAUGGCACAUUGAUCCAUUUGGACACUCCAGGGAACAGGCUUCAAUUUUUGCCCAGAUGGGAUAUGAUGGGUUCUUCUUCGCGAGGCUGGACUAUCAGGACAAGAUGAACAGACUGAAUCUGAAGAACAUGGAGGAGAUCUGGCGGGGCAGCCCCAACGACCUUGGCAAGGUCGCUGACCUCUUCACAGGGGCUCUGUUCGGACCGCUCUAUACUCCACCACCUGGUCUAUGCUUUGAGCUCUUAUGCCAAGACCCUCCCGUGCAGGAUGAUCCCAGGCUACAUGAUUACAAUGUGGAAGAGCGGGUGAAAACUGCUGAGAACAGGUCCAUGGAACAGGCAAAGCACUUCCGUACAGAACACAUCAUGUGGACCAUGGGGUCUGACUUCCACUACCAGGCAGCCAACAUAUGGUUCAAAAACAUGGACAAACUCAUCAAGUACACCAAUGCUGGGAACAAGGUAAACCUGCUGUACUCCACCCCAUCCUGCUACGUGUACCACAAGAACCAGGCUGCUGAUGUUAAAUGGAGCUACAACAACACGGACGACUUUUUCCCGUACGCCGACAAGCCCCACAGUUUCUGGUCGGGAUACUUCACCUCAAGACCCACCAUCAAGGGUUACGUCAGGGAAUGUAACAAUUUCCUUCAGGUUUGCAAGCAGCUAGAAGUGAUAGCUGGGCCACUGCCAUUUAAAAAUGGAGGACCAUCAUCACAAAGAUUUCGAGAGGCCAUGGCAGUUGCCCAACACCACGAUGCUGUCAGUGGAACUGAGAAGCAACACGUGGCCAACGACUAUGCCAUGCGGCUGCACGCAGGUGCUGUGGAAUGUCAGGCAGUUGUGGGCCGUGCUCUGACCAGUAAGAUGAAGAAGGGAAGUGUGGACCCUCCGGCUGCCCAGUUCUGUACCUACCUCAACAUCAGCAUCUGUCCCACCACUGAGGACAACGACAAUUUUGCAGUGACCGUGUACAAUCCCCUGGCCAGGCAGCUGACUGGACACUACCUCCGUCUGCCUGUCAACGGUCAAGCUUACACUGUCUCUUCACCUAAAGGCACAUCAGUGGAAACACAGAUGCUGAAGGUAUCUCCUCGUACUGUGAAAGUGAGGGGACCACGCGGUAAUGCCACCAGUGAACUGGUCUUCCCUGUCACUGUGCCAGCUCUGGGCUUUAACACCUACCUGGUCAGUCAGGCCAGCAAAAGGAAUACAAGAAUGGAAAGCCUGUUCAUGCCACAGGCAGAAACUAAGUUAAACGUGGUUUCAAUGAUGAUUCCCCAGUCACCUAUGAUGAGAGGGGACACUGAGAUUCAUAAUGAGCAUCUAAGCUUGGUGUUUGACAGCGCCACUGGUUAUCUGAAGACUGUGACAAACCUGAAGAAAAAGUUGACACUAAACGUGAACCAGGCGUUCUACUGGUACAACUCCAGUACUGGUAACAACAAGGACAGCACCCAGAGGUCUGGAGCCUACAUCUUCAGACCUAAUGGCACAGAACCACUCACAAUAAAAACCAAAGGAUCGGUCAUCACCAAAGUGGUGGCAGGAAAGUUGGUACAGGAGGUCCACCAGGUGUUUAAUGACUGGGUCACGCAGGUGAUACGUCUAUAUGCUGGACAGCGUCAAGCUGAACUGGAGUGGACUGUCGGACCAAUCCCCUUCAAGGACGGUCUGGGGAAGGAAAUCAUCACUCGUUUUGACUCCGACUUAAAGACUGACAAGAAGUUCUACACCGAUGCCAACGGGCGGGAGAUCUUGCAGCGUGAGCUGAACCACCGUCAGACAUGGAAGCUGAACCAGACUGAGCCUGUGGCUGGCAACUAUUACCCUGUCAACAGCAGAAUCUUUAUCAAGGAUGCGAGCAAACAGCUGACUGUCCUGACAGACAGGUCUCAGGGUGGCUCCAGUCUGAAGGACGGCUCUCUGGAACUCAUGGUUCAUCGCCGGAUGUUCUACGACGAUAACUUUGGUGUUGGGGAAGCCUUGAAUGAAACAGGAGUAUUUGGAGAUGGCCUGGUGGCACGUGGCAAACACUACCUGAUGUUGGAAUCACCUGCGGACUCUGGCCAGCUGCACCGCACCCUGGGGGAACAGCUGUACAUGGCACCUGCCGUCAGCUUCACACCCAACACGCUCUCCACUCAGGACUGGAGCAACAACUUCAACAUGGAUUACACAGCUCUGAAGCGUGAACUGCCACCCAGUGUCCACCUGCUGACCCUGGAGCUGUCUGAUGGAGACACAGCCCUCCUCAGGCUGGAGCAUCAGUACCAGGCUGCCGACCGGGGGACGCCACAGACUGUCUCUCUACAGGGGCUGUUUGAACCAUUUGAGGUUGUGACCUCUAGUGUGGAAGAGCUGACUCUUGGAGGAAACAUUCAUACAGAGAAACUACAUCGUCUGUCAUGGAACACUGAGGAAGGCACCACAGGAAAUGUAUCCCAACAAUGCUGGGACCCCAGCUCUGCCACUGUCAGUCUCAAACCCAUGCAAAUCUGCACCCUUCGCUUCCACGUAAAACGCAGGUGGUAACAACUCACAACCUUUAACUUCACUAUUAUAUAGUUUUCAGGACACGUAAAAAAGAUAAAAUGUGUGAGUCUACUCUGGUGGUGAUGGAAUUAUUUGUAAUGACAACUGAGGUGUGUGUAUAGUGUAUGGUGUUACAGAACUGAGGUGCAUAGCAGUUUUAUGUUACUGAAAAAGAAAGCUUUCAAAGAGUGUCUGCUUCAAAUCAUGGUCAGGAUUUCAGGGCACAUUUCGUUACAAAAUGUGAACCAAGGACGUGUUUUUGUAGUGCAAUCAUCAGUUUAGUACAAUCACUGAACAUGUACGUAUCUUCGUACUUUGGUGAGAUACCAGUAUACUGGUAUGUAGCAACAAAUAUGUGAAUACUAAAGUAUCAAGCAUAUCUUUCCAGUACACACUAGGAUAAAGGACACAGUGAAGUCUGUACUCCAGAAACUACAAGGAUACACGUUGUACAAAUUCUUUUUGUUUUGGAAAUUAUAAAUGUCUACAAAUGUCAAAUAGAAUGUGGGAAGUCAACACAUGGGAAGGAGUAGCAAAAAAGUACUUUUUUUCAGCAUCAUAAAAGAUCAUUCAUUUGAAACCAACUGAGUUUCAGUGGCACAUACAUAUAGAAUGUAUGGCCACAUGUAGGACAAUUUGACUCCCUUCGCUGCAUGGACAUAUAGAGAAAAUUCUGCACAGGUUUCACUUGUUUUAUUACUUAUCAUUGCACCAGAGAUACAAGGUAUUGAAGUCUACAGUCAUACACUUCAGAAAACCUUUACUUGUUUAUGACGUAAUAUGUAAGGCUUAUGAUUUUGAGGUGUUAAAUAUAAAAUCAGUAGUUACCGGUAGUAGUGAUGCAUACUGGUUCACUGGACUUGGAUCCGGACUUGUAAGAAUGUUUAGGUCAAGUAAGAACCGAGUCCGGACUUAUUACCAUAAAAGACCAUUUCACAUACCCCUUUUCUUUCCAAACCACCUAAAACCUACCGUAGAUUGCAAAAUCUUUGCUGCAAAAUGAAGAAAACAUUGCCAUCGGGCAUCGUCAAGUAUCCGCCUCCAUGUUAUGUGGCCAAAGUUUCACCCAGACAACAUUGCAAGGUUGCCAACAUGCAAUUUUGUAUAUGCCAUGGGUUUAGGUCCGGACUUACAAGUCCGGAACUGAACCUAAACCUCUGGACUUGAAUCCGGACCUGAACCUAAAAUUGGGUUUAGGUAUGCAUUAUUAACCGGUAGAUUGCUCUACUGUAGUCUCCAAACAUGACAUUCAAUAGCUUGUUUUAGAUUAUUAUAUGAGCUUUAUGGUGUGAUUCAUCAUACAAAAUUACUGCCACAAACUGAAUGCAAUGCUGCUAGAAGUUUGAGAAAGUGGAUGAUAAAAGAAAGGAGACCAAA